CCGUCUGACAUCUGACAAGAAAUCCUGUCCUCAUUUUCAAACGUCCUGUCUCAAAGAGCCAUAUCCUGUCUACAGAGAACUGCGCUGGGCCUCGGUUGUCAGUCUGGGGCAAACCUACAAGCAAGGGAUGUUUUCAUAUGCAGUUUCUCCAGAACAAGGCAGUAUAUACCACGGGUUUUGACACAUUAGACAUGGGGUGGAACACCCAUGUAAGGUGGAUUAUUGUGUAAUUAAGAACACUUGACUGUUCAAUACAUAUAUGCCGCAAAGGCAUCUGGAAUAGCAUCUUGCCGGGGAGGGGUCGCAAUGUAUUUCAUCUGAAAUGACUUUAUAAGGUACUUUGAUUUUAGUGUGUAGUAAAAAGAAAAGUACAAAUAUUUUAAAUAAUCCAGUUGCAUACGUAGUAGCAGGCACUUAACCUACUUCAAACACUGGAAAAAAAGCAAAAUACCCUCACCCCCACCCCCCCAAAGAAUCCAACAUAUUAGAAGGACCUUCCCUGAAACUAAGUUCUAGUUUUGGCCUGAAAAAAAAUGCUCUGUUCCCUAUUCGUGGUGGGGUUGCUGCCCUCGGACCCCUCCCCCACGACUCUCACCGCCCCCAGAUCUCACCCUCACUGCCACAACUACUCUUUAUCUUUUGGGUGACUGCUUGAGCAGAUUUAACUAUUUAUACUUUGUACAUCACCUAAUGAUAUAACUGCAGCAGCCUCGAUAAUGCUAAUCCUGUGCGCGUUCAGGAGGUUGAAUGCUCGCGUACAGUUUAAGUGGUUUAUAUCCUAUCACACUGAUUAACUUUUGUUAAUGGUAGGCGCAAACAACGGUUCGCAAGCGACUGCAAGCGAUUGGCCUCAAGAACAAAUUGCGUAAUAACUUGUGCUUUGGCUACUGAACCUCGUACGUCGAUGUCGGGCUUUGUUGGGGAACAGUCAAACAAAACAGGUCUGAAUUUAGGUUCCACUGGUUCCUGACCUUUCGACACGACACACAGAUGUAUCUAUAGCUAUAAUGAAUGUGACGAUGUAAUAAGGAAAAGCAUUACAAAUUGCAGCAUAAAAAGAAUACGCAAGACAACACGGCGCUAUGCAUUGCAAAAACGCGUUCAUACUCCUCACGGGCAUUUGUGCUGUUUUGACUUUGGGGAUGAUCGCCAUCCGAUACAGGACGGACAUGUUACCUCUGCCAGUUUUCGGUUCCUCAUCAUGUGACGACGCCAUCUUGAGUUUCAAACGACAGAGAAACAGUCUCUCGGCGCAACUCAAUCGGAUGAAACAACAGUUUGGCAUGAAGAGUUGCGAGCUGCUAGCACUGCAGUUAAAGGGCGACAAGAGUGGCAAGCAGCGUUACGGUAUUGUGUCAACUAAUGGAGGCUGGUGUAAAGAUGAAAGCAGAUCAUCAAGUAAGAGUCACAUUUUCGACAAAGGUUUUGCCGAUGCACUGGCCAACUUUUUCAAGGGCAAAAAGGUCGCAAGCUUUGGCGAUGGACCAGGUGACUACAAGAAGUAUAUAGACAAAUCACAGCUGGUAACGCUAUACGACGCUUACGACGGUGCUCCAUACUGUGAAGAAACCACGAGCGGGCUUGUGAACUUCCUUGACCUGACGGCGCCGCAGUACGGACUUCCGGUGUACGACUGGGUAAUGAGCGUAGAGGUGGCGGAACACAUCCCAGCGAAAUACGAAAGUGUGUAUCUGGAUAACAUAUUUCGACACGCCCAAGAAGGGAUUGUUCUGAGCUGGGCAGUGCCAGGUCAGGGAGGUCUUAGCCAUGUCAAUUUGAAAUCAUUCAAAGACGUCAGAAAGUUGUUGUUGGACAAUGGAUACGAACUAGACCCUAAGCCUGGCGAAGUGUUACGAAACGCAGCCGUUCAAGCAUGGUUAAAACAAAACGUUUAUGUAUAUAGAAGAAUAUCUAAAGUUCCUCUCCCAGUUGACAAUGCUUAGAAGUCCAAAGAAUUUGCGCAGAUAUUACCCAAACACCCCAAACAUGAACAUCCUACAAAAAUAGCCAUCUGCCUUAUGAUAUGUAAAAUAGUUGUGUAAUAUUCUGGGGGCAAAUGAAUACAACAGAAAGCACACCACCAACACGAUUACAUAUGAAAGGGCCAACGGUUUAUAAACCCCACAUCCACACCCACCAUAAAGAAGGCUAAAGUGAUUAUUAGUAUUAUAAAAUGUUUUGUGGGGUUUUUUUUUAAACUGUUCUGGACUCCCACAAACAUUGAAAUGGCCCAAAAAAUAAACAACCAAAAACAAAUCAAUCAAGCCAACAAAUCACAUAUGGCAAGCCAAAUUUAAAGUCCCAGAUCCUAGUUAGAACCCUUGAAAAUGCUCACUAAGUUUGGCUAAUUAUUUACAAACCUGUAACACAUUUUAAUAAAGUUAAAAUAGAGUGAAA
Messenger RNA from Gigantopelta aegis, 2397 nucleotides. RefSeq lists its product as uncharacterized. Bases 1083 to 1943 code for a protein of 286 amino acids. NCBI's taxonomy places the organism in Eukaryota, Metazoa, Mollusca, Gastropoda, Neomphalida, Peltospiridae. The transcript has 3 exons. The record is from RefSeq and is a predicted model, not a curated record.